This is a messenger RNA of Dibothriocephalus latus, 294 nucleotides long. Lineage: Eukaryota; Metazoa; Platyhelminthes; Cestoda; Diphyllobothriidea; Diphyllobothriidae. The record is from the annotation of a GenBank genome assembly.
UCCUCUUUUGCGGACCAGACCUCUCUGCUCACUGAACUGCAACACUCCUCGAAAGCAUCUCUAUCCCUAACUGACGAGCUUCUCAAAUGCUGUGUCCGCGAGACAAAGGGUGUGGCUCUCCCACCGGUCGUGUCGGCUAUUGAGGACUUCUUCGACGAUCUGUCCGCUAAGUGGGUGAACGCUUUUGAGGUGACCGGCUCCAACCUAAUCAAGGAAGACAAACGCGCGGGUUAUGCUCAGGCUUCUGGUCUGAGCUCUGUUCUCACUCUAGUCUCAGCCACAGGUACGUCCUGA